CAUCUCCGAACAACCCCCAACUCUCUCUCUCUCUUCCUCUGCCUCACAUUGAGCUUAAUCUCUGGAUUUUUUCAUACUCCUCCUCCUUCAUGGGUUGUGGCGUAUCAAAGUUUGAGGUCGAAGAGGAAGACCCCAAGUCCGUCCAUGUUCGGAGAAGCGAUCGUCACGCCAGAAUUCCCAAGACAAAGGUAGAGGAGGACGAUGUAGUCAUUGAACAUGAAGAGCAUGCGCGGGUGAUGAAGAGGGUUGUUGGUGCUGAUGAGAGACCAGAAGUAGUAGUGGAAAAGGAUAAUAUUAAUAGGGAAGAAUUAAUAGAGCCUAAAAAGGUGGUUGUGGUAGUUCCUCCACCCACGGUGCAGGUUGUUUAUGGCGGCGAUGAAAAGGAGGAAACACCUGGGAGGGAAGAUUCUAUUUCCUGCAAUCCUGGGUCACCAAGUUUUAGGGACUAUUGCAUUGCUCAUGACUCUGGGGAUGAUGAAGACGAUGAGGAAUUUGGAGCAAAAGAAGAGAAGAUAUCUACCAAGGAGGGACUUCUCAAGGGUGGCAAGGUAUCAGGGACACGGGCGACAAGGAGGAGAAGAGUUAGGGGAUUGAGAAGUGUCCUACACAGGGGAAGUGCUAGCUAAUUUAAUUUAAUGUGCUUGUACAAAUUAUUAAAGAUUCUUUGUUGUUGUUUAUAUAUUACAGUCACACGCGUUGUAGUAUAUAUGUUUGUCACCUUGCGAAAUUCCAUGAAACAUCCAGCUAGCCUUCCCAUAUUGUAUAUGCA
Messenger RNA from Tripterygium wilfordii, 769 nucleotides. RefSeq lists its product as uncharacterized. The record is from RefSeq and is a predicted model, not a curated record. The transcript is spliced from 3 exons. The coding region runs from base 90 to 626 and encodes 178 amino acids. NCBI's taxonomy places the organism in Eukaryota, Viridiplantae, Streptophyta, Magnoliopsida, Celastrales, Celastraceae.